Molecule: messenger RNA, 1599 nt
Organism: Chelmon rostratus (copperband butterflyfish)
Lineage: Eukaryota; Metazoa; Chordata; Actinopteri; Chaetodontiformes; Chaetodontidae
Product: glucagon-like peptide 2 receptor
Exons: 13
Coding region: 1-1599 (532 amino acids)
Biological process (GO): adenylate cyclase-modulating G protein-coupled receptor signaling pathway; cell surface receptor signaling pathway
Cellular component (GO): plasma membrane
Molecular function (GO): glucagon receptor activity; peptide hormone binding
Source: RefSeq, a predicted model, not a curated record
AUGCCAACCCCGCUGCCAACCUGGCACAAGAGGACCACGGCAGGACACACAUUCCUGCUCUUGCUCUUCCUUGUUAUCUUCAACCACCAGGUAACGGGCUCAGUGCUCGAAAGCCUGAUCGCGAAACGGACCGAAUACUUUGAGAACUGCAACAGAACUCUCAGCGCACUCCCAGAAACUGGAAUCUACUGUAAAGGAACGUUUGACGUGUUCGUGUGUUGGCCCCACUCAUCUCCUGGGAACGUGUCGGUCCCCUGUCCUUCUUACUUGCCAUGGAUCGGCGAGGACGAUUCCAGGAGGGCACACCGAGAGUGUUUGGAAGAUGGGAGAUGGCGACGGAGGGAGAAUUCCUCCGAUCCCUGGAGGGAUGAGUCAGAGUGUAAGGAGGAUCAUUACUUCAAAGACGAGGAGGACGAAAUGCAUCGCCAUACGGCCCUCAGGCUCAUCUCCGUCAUUGGCUAUUCCCUGUCCCUGUCCUCCCUCACACUGGCCACUCUCCUGAUGGGCAUUUUGAGGAAGCUCCACUGUACCAGGAACUACAUCCACAUGAAUCUGUUUGUGUCGUUCAUCCUGAGAGCCACGGCUGUCAUUUCGAAGGAAAUCAUAUUAUACAUCAUGUAUUCAAACCUACCCAAGGACGACCCUGGAUGGAGCUCCUACUCAAGCUCUGCGAUAGUGUUUAUGUGCAAAUUCUCCAAAGUGUGCAUGGAAUACUUUGUGGCCUGUAACUACUUCUGGCUGUUGGUGGAGGCCAUUUUCCUCCACACGCUGCUCUUCACAGCUGUGCUGACCAAGAGGCGACUGCUGAAGAAAUACAUGCUGCUAGGAUGGGGAACACCUGUCUUGUUUGUGACACCGUGGACUGUGGUCAAGAUUUUAUAUGAAAACAUGGGAUGUUGGUCAAUUGUGAACAGAUGGUUCUGGUGGAUCAUACGGGGCCCGAUCACCUUAUCAGUGCUGGUCAUUUUCUUCAUAUUCAUCAAGAUUCUGAUGCUGCUGCUGUCCAAGCUGAAGGCAGAUCAGGUGAAAUUUACCGACUACAGAUACAGCUUGGCCAGAGCGACACUGGUACUGAUUCCCCUGCUGGGCAUCCACGAAGUGGUCUUCACCGUGCUGAUAGAUGAAUGUGUGGAGGGCAGCAGUCGCUACGCCCGCAACUUCAUCAAUCUCACCCUCAGCUCGUUUCAGGGGUUCUUGGUUGCAGUGCUGUACUGUUUUGCUAAUGGAGAGGUCCAGACUGAGCUGAAGAAGCGCUGGCAGCUCUUCCUGUUCAACAACCACUUCCAGGUCAGGAGCUGUUUUCGCGGCGUUCCCCUCAAGCACCUGUGGAAGUGCACCCAAGGGCGCCGGCCGCAGUGCUCUCGGCAGAGCGACUCCUACGACGAGGGCGGCAUCUCGGCCGCGCACCCCCACCUGCUUCAGGUGGCUGUGCGUGGGGGAGUUGGGGGGCUUGGACUGGGAGAGGUUAAAGGUCAGGGGUCGAAGGGGUGCGACACAACAGGGCUCGACUUCCUCACCAGGAAGAGCCUGUCCAGCAGCGAUGGAGAGAUAACGCUCGGGGAGACCAUGGAGGAGAUUCUGGAGGAGAGCGAGUUCUGA